Messenger RNA from Trichoderma citrinoviride, 1239 nucleotides. RefSeq lists its product as hypothetical. NCBI's taxonomy places the organism in Eukaryota, Fungi, Ascomycota, Sordariomycetes, Hypocreales, Hypocreaceae. Bases 1 to 1239 code for a protein of 412 amino acids. Gene Ontology annotation, cellular component: nucleolus; nucleoplasm. The transcript has a single exon. The record is from RefSeq and is a predicted model, not a curated record.
AUGGCCCCCCUGAAACCCCUCAAGCCCGGCGCCAGCAGCGACGCCGAGGGCCAGUCCUCGUCCGACGCCCAGCAGCCCCUCGUCCAGCCCCCCGCCCAGCUGCUCGACUUGGUGGAGCAGUUCCUCGCCGACAACGUCUUCCGCGGCGCGCACAGCGCCUUCAAGAAGCAGCGCGCAAAGAAGGGCUGGGGCGAGCUCUCUCCCGAGGCCGCCAAGGGGGGAGUCACGCUGGUGAGCGUCUUCGAGGCCUGGGAGAAGGCGUCCAAGGCGCCCGCCGCCGCCGAUCGGGACGUCGACAUGGACGACUCCAGCAGCUCCAGCUCCAGCUCGAGCGAGAGCUCCAGCAGCGACGAGGACAACUCCAGCAGCGACAGCGAGAGCGAGAGCGAAGCCGACAAGAAGCCCUCGUUCCGCAAAGCGUCCCCUCCCAAGGGCAACAAGAACUUGAAGCGCAAGAAAGCCGCCAGCUCCAGCAGCUCCUCCUCCUCCUCCUCGAGCUCCAGUUCCGACUCCGACUCCGACUCCAGCUCGUCCAGCUCCGACUCGGACUCGUCCGAUGAACAGCCCCGUCUUAAGAAGCAGAAAGUCGCCGCCCCCGAGUCCAGCUCCGAGUCCGACUCCGACUCCUCUUCUUCUUCUUCGUCGAGCAGCUCCGAGUCCAGCUCCUCGGACGAGGAGAGCUCCAGCUCCGACGAUAGUUCCGACAGCGAGUCCGAGGUCGACGCCGCAGACGCCGCAAAGGUCCCUCUCCCCGAGUCAGACUCUUCCUCCUCCUCCUCAUCAGACUCCUCCUCCGACUCGGACUCCGACGCAGGGAAGAAGAACAAGAAGAACAGCAAGUCCGCCAAAAAGUCCGUCAACGGCGUCUCCACCACCACCACCACCAACGACAAGUCCCAGUCCGAAUCCUCCUCCUCCUCCGCCUCCUCCGCCUCCUCCGCCACAAUCGACUCCCUUCCCAACCCCCCUUUACCCCCCAACCCCAACGACGUCAAGAAGGGCAAGGCCGGCAAACCAAAGACGGAGCCCUUCUCCCGCGUGCCCCGUGGCAUCAAGGUCGACCCCAAGUUCGCGUCCAACGAAUACGUCCCCCUAAGCUACUCCCAGCGCGCACACGAAGACCUCAUCGUGACCAAGGGCAAGGGCUUCACCAAGGAGAAGAACAAGAAGAAGAAGGGCAGCUUCCGCGGCGGGCCGAUUGACAUUUUCGAGAAGAAGAGCGUCUAUUUUGACGAUUGA